This is a messenger RNA of Microdochium trichocladiopsis, 1477 nucleotides long. Its product is annotated as amino acid/polyamine transporter I. Bases 1 to 1401 code for a protein of 466 amino acids. The record is from RefSeq and is a predicted model, not a curated record. Gene Ontology annotation, biological process: transmembrane transport. Gene Ontology annotation, cellular component: membrane. Gene Ontology annotation, molecular function: transmembrane transporter activity. Lineage: Eukaryota; Fungi; Ascomycota; Sordariomycetes; Xylariales; Microdochiaceae. The transcript is spliced from 5 exons.
AUGCACUUCUACACUUGGGCAUCCACCGGUGGCAAUAUUUAUUACGCGAUUCUCAACGGCGGCCCAGCCGGAUAUCUGUUCAAUUACAUCGUCGUUUUAUUGGGAGUCAUUGUCCAAUCAGCAUGCUUCGCAGAGCUAGCGUCUAUCAUGCCCAUCGCUGGGGCUCAGUACUACUGGACAUAUCAUUGGGCCCCUCCGUCCUGCAGAGAGUUCCUAACGUGGAUUCAAGGAUGGACCACGUGGCUCGGGUACCUGUCCAUCUUGGCAACAAUUGUGAAUAGCAUUGGGUUCUCAAUCGGAGCCCUGAUCAACAUGUUCAACCCGGACUACGAGGUCGGGGGUUGGCGCUCAGUGCUCUACGUCAUGGCGGUCAUGCUUAUCUAUACCGUCCUGAACACCUGGACAUUCAAACUUGUUCCGGCCAUGGAGCUGAUUCUCGGCAUCGUCAACAUUGCCACCUUCUUCUUCGUCAUCGUUGCGGUGUGGGUUUUGUCGCCAAGGAACAGCCCUGAUGUGUUUGUCACGUUUGCAAAGUUCUCUGGCUACGAAAAUGAUUUUGUUUCGUGGAGCGUAGGCAUGCUGCCUCAAAUUUACAUGUUUGUUGGUAUCGAAGGAGUCAUUCACAUGGGAGAAGAGACAAAAGACCCCAAGCGAACAGUGCCUUUCGCCAUGUUUUGGUCAAUUGUUGUCAAUGGUGUCAUGGGUUUAUUCUCGCUCAUGACAUGGUUGAUCUGCAUGCCGCCCACUGAGGACAUGGUGAACGCAAUUCACCCUUUCUACUACCUUCUCUGGACCUCGCUUGGCUCACCAGCACUCUUCCUCGCCAUUACGAUACUUUUCCUUGCCGGAUCGUUCGCCUGUGGUCUGUCAGCCUAUGCCUCCUGCUCUCGCCUGACGUGGGCCUGGGCGAGAGACGGUGGAAUUCCCGCCUAUUUUGCCUACGUGGACAGCAAAAGCCGCGUACCGGUGCGAGCAGUCGUGCUGACAUGUACCGUCAUCCUCCUACUCAACCUUUUCAACCUCGGUACUGACUCUCUGACGGCCCUCGGCGCCAUCACCUCGCUCCCCUCGCUUGCUCUGUACAACAGCUACGCGAUCGUUUUCUCGGUGACGCUCUACACCCGUCUGACGACAGGCCUGCCACACCGCGAAUGGUCUCUGGGGCGAGCUGGCUUGGCAAUGAAUAUCGCCGCGUUGGUAUUUACUGUGUACUGCAUGAUCUGGCUACCUUUCCCGACCAAAGUGCCUGUCACGGCCUACAGUAUGAACUACUCCGGCCCCGUAUUUCUCGUCGUCAUGCUCGGUGCGAUGGGCGCCUGGUUCGUCUGGGCGAAGAGAAACUGGGGGGGACCAAACAAGGCCCUCGCUGAGCACGUCGUGCGCGAAUUUGAGUCGAGUUGAUGCCAGCCGGGAAUGGCCAAGGGGUGUGUUGGCAAGUUCGUUAGCAGGUCAUACAUCGUUCAAUAGUAGCCGGGUC